Ictalurus punctatus (channel catfish) is the source of this 2074-nucleotide messenger RNA. It is a transcript of the gene ccdc74a, whose product is annotated as CCDC92 and CCDC74_C domain-containing protein. The transcript is spliced from 6 exons. Lineage: Eukaryota; Metazoa; Chordata; Actinopteri; Siluriformes; Ictaluridae. The coding region runs from base 1031 to 1657 and encodes 208 amino acids. The record is from RefSeq and is a predicted model, not a curated record.
UGAGGGUCAUGUAGCCUCAGUAGGGGGGAAGUGUGCGAUCACUUUACCGCAUGCUGUUAGGAAUGAACACCACCACACUGGGGUGGGUAUAAAAAACAAAAUGUAUAAAAACAACAACAAAAAUGGAGUGUUAUUUUGUAUUAAAGUUUAUAAAGUUUCAAUUUUACUUAGACAUAUAAGUACUGCACUGUUUCCUAAAUAAACAGGUUGAGAUUUUAACCUUCUAUUCGUAAGGAUCAUCGAAACCCCCCCACCCCCAAAGGUGCGAAUGGUGCAGUCCGUCGAGCACUACUUUGCAGUUAAUUCGCAGCGAAUCUCUUAACAAAUUAGAUUAGCAUAUCAACAGGGAAAAAACAAAGAACAAGAGUAACGAAGAGAUAAUCAGUAGUUAACUCCAUUCAGAAAACAACUGAGCUAAAUUUGCUAAAUACUUGCGAUUUGUUUACCUAGAGUCAGACAUACAGUAUUUGCAUCACAGACAAAAACAAAAUGGCGAAUUACUCGUCAGUUGUAUCUGCUAAGUUCACACACUAUAUUCCCCUCUCUGCUCCACCUGACCGCCUAUUCUCCAUUUUCAGUGCAUUUACAUGUCUUUUUUCCCUUGACAGAGAUGAGGUGAAUGAUGAACCUUAGCAUUGCAAGACUAGUGGGUUCAUAAACAAACAACGAAUCACUAUAUGUACAAAAUAUCAUUUCUAGGAAAUGUAGCAAAAAAAAAAAAAGUGAUCAGGCCAAAAUCAACCACAAGAUGGGCUGAAGCAUCCAGUAUGAGAAUCACUGCUGUACAGUAUAAUACACAGGAAAUCUCAUAAUUUUUUAAAUAUUGGAAAGCUGCUUUGAAAUGUGUUCAAGGUCAGUUAGAUUCAUAUCUGCACAUUGAAUGUACAAGUAAAGUCCACAUCAAUACCCACACAGUCUUAUGUAUCGAGUCAUUAAUAGUGUGUGAAAUCUAGCUCCUUCACAUCAUGGGCCUUACAUUAACUUUUUCUCUCCUCCAGCUGAGGUCUAGUAAUCCCAGCUUUACCUGAUCAUGCAGCCACCAAGGAUACGCCGUAAAGGGUCCAGCUGCAAAGCACAAAAGCACUGGAGUGAGUUGACGACAUUUGAGUCAGGGAGAGAGUUCUACCUUGAGCAGACAUUAGAAGACACCCGACUGCCACAGGACACACACCUCUGCACCCAGACGGGAAUCAGCAACGAAACUUCUGACACUUCAGAAGGCAUGACCAAGUCGCUCCCAGAAUCCACAGGUGGUCUCAUCACUUCUCUCCAUCCUCUCAGGAUCCACAGCAGCCCGUCUGAACCACCUCGAUCCCCAACGCUGCGGGAGUGCGGGGUCAUUAUACGGCAGCUGUAUAACGCCAACAGUCUUCAGUCUCAGGAAAUUCUCCGCAUCAAGGCUAUUCUCAGGGACAUCAUGUUCAACCGGAAAAUCACCCCCGAGAACUACAUUAUGGCCAAAGCCUAUCUCGCUGAUGAGAAAAGAGCUGAGGAGCCGGAGAUGUUUCCAAAGCUUCCUUCUCGCGCCCUGCCCAAAGGACCGGUUGUGUGUCAGGCCAAGAUGGCCGAGAGAGUGAUCCUUCCCUCACUCACACAGAGCCUCAGCAGGAGAACUCGAGCUGUGCAGAGGAGCCGCUUGUGGAGAAAAAUACCAUAAACUGUUAAAUACUGUAUUGUCCAGACUAUAAGACUAUUCCCAAUGACUCAGGCAUUUGCCCACUUGUAAUUUGCAAUGUAUUAGUGUAUUUACUGGAGGCGUGUUAAUCUGGCAGUUAACUUUUCUAUGAGCAGGUCGAUUAUCUAAUUCUAUAGAAAUUGGAGAAGCGGUAAACAACUACCAGACUACCCCAGCAGGGGGCGAUUAACUGAAGAAUUAAAAGGCAUCUCAAAGUGCUUAGCGAUUAAACUCAAACUUGUAAUUUAUGAGCUUAUUGCAGGAGAUUCUUAGCAUUAUGGGCAUUGAUUAAUGAUAUAUUUAAAAAGGAUUGCAAGUAAAAUUCUUUGUUUAGAUCGUUAAAAUACAAGAUUCUUUGUAAAACUUUUUAAGCGUGUGUUUUAACAAAUUUUAUAUAUA